AUGGCAGCAAUAAUCAGCGUUGACUUUCAGCAAACUUUCAUCCUCAUCCUCCUAUGCUUCUUCUCACUCCUCUGUUACUCUCUCUUCUUCAAGAAACCAAAGGACUCACAAGGUUGUGAUCUACCUCCAAGUCCUCCUUCCCUCCCGCUAAUCGGUCAUCUUCACCAUCUCCUCUCUACUCUGACCCACAAGUCUCUUCAGAAACUCUCCACCAAGUAUGGACCUCUCCUCCAUAUCAAGAUCUUCAAUGUCCCCAUCAUUCUCGUUUCCUCUGCCUCAAUGGCCCACGAGAUCUUCAGGUCCCAAGACGUGAACGUUUCCUCUCGCGGUGUUUCUGCGAUCGAUGAGUCCCUCGUGUUUGGAUCUUUUGGCGUCAUCAACGCUCCCUAUGGAGAUUACUGGAAGUUCAUCAAGAAGCUCAUGGCCACUAAGCUUCUCCGACCACAGUCGCUCGAGAGGUCACGAGGUAUCCGUGCUCAAGAGCUACAUCGGUUUUACAGCAGAGUUCUUGAUAAGGCGAGGAAGACGGAGAGCGUUGAGAUCAGUAAGGAAAUGAUGAAGCUUACGAACAUCACCUUGUGCAGGAUGAGUAUGGGAAGGAGUUUUUCUGAGGAGAAUGGUGAGGCAGAGAAAGUCAGGGGCUUGGUUGAUGAAACAUAUGCCUUUACCAAGAAGAUGUUCUUGGCUGCUAUACUGCGCAGACCACUUGAGAAGCUCCGGAUCCCACUUUUCAAGAAGGAUAUAAUGAGUGUUUCCAACAGAUUCGAUGAGCUGCUUGAGAGGAUUCUUGUGGAACACAAGGAGAAUCUGCGUGACGAGGAGCAUCAAGGUACUGAUAUGAUGGAUGUUUUGUUGGCUGCUUAUGAAGACAAAAACGCAGAGUAUAAGAUCACUAGGAAUCAUAUCAAAUCCUUCUUCGUGGAGCUUUUCGUUGGAGGCAGUGAUACGUCGGUGCAAACAACACAGUGGGCAAUGGCUGAGAUCAUUAACAACGCUAAAGUUCUUGAGAGACUGAGAGAAGAAAUCGAUUCGGUUGUAGGGAAAUCAAGAUUGAUUCAAGAAACAGAUAUACCAAACCUUCCUUAUUUGCAAGCGGUGAUCAAAGAAGCACUGAGAUUGCAUCCACCAUCGCCUCUCGUGGUAAGGACGUUCCAAGAAAGAUGUGAGAUCAAAGGGUUUCACAUACCGGAGAAGACAAUACUGGUUAUUAACGCUUAUGCUGUGAUGAGAGACGCUGAUUCUUGGGAAGAUCCUGACGAGUUUAAGCCAGAGAGGUUUCUUCUGAGUACAUCAUCUUCAAGAUCAGGGAAAGAAGAGGAGAAAGAGCAAACACUCAAGUAUAUUCCUUUUGGUAGUGGAAGGAGAGGAUGUCCUGGAGUAAAUCUAGCUUAUAUAUUUGUAGGAACUGCUAUAGGAGUGAUGGUGCAGUGUUUUGACUGGAGAAUUAGUGGAGAUAAAGUCAACAUGGAAGAGACUUUUAAAGGUAUGAAUCUGACCAUGGUUCAUCCACUCAAGUGCACUCCAGUUCCUCGAACAUUGUCUUUUUCUUUUACUUCCAGUUCCUGA
Molecule: messenger RNA, 1566 nt
Organism: Eutrema salsugineum
Lineage: Eukaryota; Viridiplantae; Streptophyta; Magnoliopsida; Brassicales; Brassicaceae
Product: cytochrome P450 705A22
Exons: 2
Coding region: 1-1566 (521 amino acids)
Cellular component (GO): membrane
Molecular function (GO): oxidoreductase activity, acting on paired donors, with incorporation or reduction of molecular oxygen, NAD(P)H as one donor, and incorporation of one atom of oxygen; iron ion binding; heme binding
Source: RefSeq, a predicted model, not a curated record